Messenger RNA from Lathyrus oleraceus (garden pea), 2280 nucleotides. Its product is annotated as transcription factor bHLH49. The record is from RefSeq and is a predicted model, not a curated record. The coding region runs from base 595 to 2013 and encodes 472 amino acids. Gene Ontology annotation, cellular component: nucleus. The transcript is spliced from 6 exons. Gene Ontology annotation, molecular function: DNA-binding transcription factor activity; protein dimerization activity. Lineage: Eukaryota; Viridiplantae; Streptophyta; Magnoliopsida; Fabales; Fabaceae. Gene Ontology annotation, biological process: regulation of DNA-templated transcription.
UAGUCUUAAUUUCACACGAGGUAACUAUAAAUGCAGGGUUGUGUUCUCUUUCCUCUCUUCUCUCUCUUUCUCUUGUGGCAGUAAAUGGCAGGUUCCAUAGCAAGAAAAUAGAAAGAGAGUUCCCAAAAUCAACAACGUUUUUAUGUUUAAAACCUUGAAACAGGGUGCAAAAGUAGCUUCAAAUCACAAAUAGGUAUCUCUCUCUUCUCACUUUUGCUUCUUUUUUCCUUUUCUCUUGACUAUUCUGCCUUCUGCACAUUCUGACCUAAGUUUUGAAAUUGGGGCCAUUUAUGAUCCUCAAUUCAAUGCUCUCUUUUCAUCAUUGACUGCAUAUUUUCUCUUCACCCACCACUUUCAACAACCUUUUUUUACCUUCUUCUUCUUCUCUCUCUGCUACCUAAUUCGUGUGACAUGACAUCUAGUACUACAUUUUUUGGAAACUUGAAAUAAAUAUAUAUAAAAAAAAUCAAUUUUUUUGUUGUUUAUUCAACUUUUCAUGAGUUGGGUAUUUCUCAUUUGUUUAGUUUGCUUUUGAGAUUUUGAUUUCUUAGCUAGUGGUGGAUACUUUGGUUUUGGUAUAUACAUGUUAAGGAAAUGAGUGAGAGAGAAGAGUUUGAGGUAGAUGGAAAAAAGGGUCCUUUGGAUUGGAGGUUUGUGAGUGGCAACCUUGCAAAUUCAUCUAUGGGUUUGGUUUCCUUGGAAAAUUCUAUGAUGGGUUGUUCUCCUUCAUGCUCUAAUUCAAUGGUGGAUUCAUAUGGUUCUCACUUUUUGGACCUUCUUCCCAAUUCUGAAAGCUUUGGUUUUUGUGAUGUUAAUGGCCACAGCAAUGGAAAUGGAAAAGAUGGGUUAAGUUUUGCAAGAGUUGGUUGUGAUGAUAGAACACUAGGAUUUGGAUGGAAUGUUGCUAGUUCUAUGAUGAAGAGGGAUGGUGUUUUAGCAAAUGGACCUGAGAUGUUUCCUCAAAGUUUGUCUCAGUUUCCAACUGAUUCUGGAUUUAUUGAUGCUGCAAGAAUGUCGUGCUUUAGUGCCGGGAGUUUCGGAGAUAUGGUUAACUCGUGUAGGAUUCCUCAAUCUCGGCCCGUUGAGUAUCCUAGAUGUGAUGGAAGUCCACUAGAAAAUGAUGGAAGAAGUGAUUGUCAUGUAAUGUCUCUAGAUGAAGGGAAGCAAGCACUUGGAGGGUCUUGUAAUGAAGCUGAUAGAGCUGAAUCAAGCGGUGAGGGCGAUGAUGGUGUUGCCGUUGCCGUUGGUAGCCAUGAUGGUUCCCAAAUGUUAGAUUGUAGAAGUGGAGAACCUUCUAUUGAAGGUCUAAACCCAAAGAAAAGAAAAAGAAGCAGGCAGGAUGGUGAUUGUGAUAACGCCAUUGGAACUCUUGAGUUACCAAGGGAAACUGCAAAGGAGAGUAGGCAGAAGGGAGAGCAGCAACCAAAUUCAAAAGCCAAGGUUUAUGGGAAAAAUGCCAAACAGGGGUCUCAAGCUUCUGAUUCGCCUAACGAGGGAUACGUACAUGUUAGGGCUCGCCGUGGUCAAGCAACAAAUAGUCAUAGUCUUGCCGAGAGAGUGAGGAGAGAAAAGAUCAGUGAAAGGAUGAAGUUUCUUCAAGAUCUUGUACCUGGAUGUAGCAAGGUCACUGGCAAGGCAAUGAUGCUAGAUGAAAUCAUAAACUAUGUACAGUCUCUUCAACAACAAGUUGAGUUUUUAUCAAUGAAACUCGCAACAGUGAAUCCACAUGUGGAUUUUAAUAUGGAACGUCUGCUUCCUAAAGACAGUCUUCAACAUCGACCUGUUCUGUCAUCUACACUGGGGUUUCUCACAGACAUGCCAAUGACUUUUCCUCCAUUAUUACAUCCUCCAUUAUUACAUCCAUCUCAACCUGGACUGAUUCGUUCUUCUCUACCUAACAUGGCUAAUUCAUCGGAUAUACUAGGGCGGACCGUGGAACCACAAUUCACACCCUUGACUGGAGAAUAUAAAGAGCCAGAUCUCGCUAAUCCAUUGCAAGAAGCCAAGCACUGAAAUUACUGUCAACACUAAUGCUUUAUUAAUUUCAGUUAUACACUUAUAGUUUAGUUUCUACAUCAUGCUAGUAGUAAUAAGAAAUGAUGGUUGGAGUCAAUGAGCAGUGAUGUUAGUAUUUAGUGUGCCUUAUUGCAGUUAUUGCAAUAUUCGAAAGUUUCACCGAAGUUAUUUUGUUUCUACUAGGUUACUUGAUUGUUUUAUGAACUUAUUAUGUACAUAUUUGAUACAAUUUAUAAUAUAGCUGCACGAGGAUGAACUUCAUAA